Biomphalaria glabrata is the source of this 6539-nucleotide messenger RNA. Its product is annotated as EVI5-like protein. The record is from RefSeq and is a predicted model, not a curated record. The transcript has 24 exons. Bases 600 to 3788 code for a protein of 1062 amino acids. NCBI's taxonomy places the organism in Eukaryota, Metazoa, Mollusca, Gastropoda, Planorbidae.
UCUAUUCUAUUAUCUUUAGUCAGACUAUACUAGACUAUACUCUAUAGCCACUAUAGGUCUAGAUAGAUCAAUCUAGAUUUAGAAUAGUCUAAUAGUUAAAGUCUAUCGUUCUCUAUUGUGCUUAUCCAGAUAGUCUAAAAGCUAGGUCUAGAUCUACUGUGAGCAUUGAAUUUUGCAAUUUAGAUAGAAUCUAGUAGACUAGAGACUAGAUUGUCACUAGAAUGACUAGAUCACUAGAUAGUAUAUAGAUCUAGUAUAUACUAGUCUAGUAGAGACCUAGAUCUAGAAUCUAGUAUCUAGACUAGAGUCUAGGCCUAGGAAUCUUAGUCUAGUGUAAGUGUGUAGUUCUAGUGUCUUUCGGAUUACUUUUAGUUUAUUUCGGGCUUAGAUAGCAGUAAUCGUUUUUUUUUCUAUUUAAAAUUCAAGACUAUUCACUAUUCAGUUCACCUAGAUUAUGUCUCAUUGAAUUACAGUAUUGCUGAGUAUUCUCAUUUUUCUGUCCAGUACUAUUUUUGAGAAGUCAAGUUUCAUAAGUUUGUUGAACCAUUGGAUAGUUUGUGCAAUGGUGGAGGAAAGCAGUAUUCACCCUAUAGACUGCCAUGAUGGAAGUUGGGGAUAACCAGCCACUCAGGCUAGAUAGCAGGCAGGAUAGACCAUCAAAAAUUAUUCUCAGUGUGUCCAAUUUUGUCCAGAAAUCUAAACUGGCCAGUGGUCCAACCCAGCUGACUCCUGGGGUGACCAUAAAUGGCCAGGGGAUUGAUUUGAAUCAGAACUGCACUGCCCCUAGUCAUUUGGACCUGACUUCCAUGGAGGGAGACACUUUUUACAAAAAGUCAACGACCAGCCCUGUAGUCAGCAAUGGCAGUGACAGACAGACUAAUGGGGACACUCUUACACAGGGCGAAGGUUCUCCAUUACAUACUACAAACACUGAUGUCAGACUACCUACAGAGGAGGAGUUGUUGAAACAGCUGGAAGAGGCAAACAGAAUGUUGGAAGCGGAUGAAAAGUCUCACAUCGCCAGGGCGGUGUUCUCAACCACACCUGGUCAUUCCCGCAAAGGAUCUGGCUCUAGCAUAGUGUCCAGCACUUCCUCCAACAGUUUCUACAGCCCCCAGAAUUCAAAUGAAGGUGAAGAGGCCAAUGCUAUACUCAACCCGCGGUCACCCAUACAAAGAAAGACUUUUAAGCUCAACCUACAGAAAGCUAACAAAGACAGGAGGAAGUUCUCAGGUGAGGGCCAGGCUAAACCUAAAGCAUCAGUCCGGAGAGGGUCAGUGCAGAGCCGGGUCAGCACCAGCUCCCUGGAGCAGAAUGCAGACACUGGCGAGGAUAAUGUCUUUCUGGGUUCCUCCAGUGAAACACUCUGGGAUAUCUGGGGUAGGAUCAUCAAUGACUGGGACUCGGUCAAGAAAAAGCCAACAUUCUUGAAGGAGCUUGUACGGAAAGGAAUUCCUCAUGAGUUUCGCGGAAUGGCCUGGCAAAUGAUUCUAGGUGUCAACGACUCUCCUUACAAACAGGAGUAUGCAGAACACAUGAAGAAGACAUCUCCCUCAGAGAAACUCAUUCGCCGUGACAUAGCACGCACUUUCCCCGACCAUGAUUUCUUUAAAGAGAAAGAUGGCUUUGGCCAGGAAAGUUUGUUCAAUGUCAUGAAGGCCUACUCUUUACACGACAGAGAAGUUGGUUAUUGUCAGGGUAGUGGAUUUAUUGUUGGCCUUCUUCUCAUGCAGAUGCCUGAGGAAGAUGCCUUUGCUGUGUUAGUUCGCUUGAUGCAGGACUUCAGGCUUAGAGAACUCUUCAAACCAAGCAUGGCUGAACUUGGUCUAUGUAUGUUUAAGCUGGAAUGUCUCAUACAAGAACUGCUGCCAACUUUACUCAUACACUUUCAAACACAAAACUUUGAUACAUCCAUGUAUGCUUCAUCCUGGUUUUUAACAUUGUAUGUCACAUCAUUGCCUUUGUCUCUAGCACGUAGGAUUAUGGACUUGUUUGUCUCAGAGGGUAUGGAGAUAAUAUUUCGAGUGGGUGUGGCCAUACUACAGUCCUGUCAGGAAGACUUACUAGCCCUUGAUAUGGAGGGUCUGCUCAAAUACCUACAGAAAGACUUGCGGAGCAGAUUUGAACAAGAACCAGAUCAAGAGAAUUUGUUGUCCACAGCUUACAGCAUCAAGUACAGCCAGAAGAAGAUGAAGAAGUUAGAAAAAGAAUAUACUGCAUUGAAGACCAAAGAAAAUGAAGAUCAAAUAGAAUUAAGGAGGUUAAGAACAGAAAACAGACUAUUGCGUCAACGCAUUGAAAAUUUGGAGAAGGUGGAAGCCAAAUUACUUCGUCAGAAAGAAGAGUCUACAACUCUUGCUGAUAAGCUUGUCCAGGACCAGGUGACAUGGGCUCAGGAAGUAGAACAAUCCUAUGCACUCAGAAAUGAGCUGAGCAUCACUCGACUCCAGCUCCAGGAGACGCAGAAGAAACUUCUGGAUGCUGAGGACAUCAUUGGAGAUAUUCGCAAACGAACUAGAAUUAUAGAAGAUGCUGUCCAUCUUGAUGAAGCUGAAGAAUGCAACAUGGUGAAGUAUUUACAAGAGGAGUUGAUAGCAGUUAGAUUAAGAGAAGCAGAAACUGCUGGAACCAUUAAAGAACUCAGGCAGAAAAUUGUAGAUUUAGAAGAUACCAACUUAAGGCUACAAAGAGCACCUAGCAAUGAUGUCCAGCAGCUUCAAGAAGAAUUAAUUGCUGUCAAGUUAAGAGAAGCUGAAGCCAAUCUUUCCAUGAAAGAACUUCGCAUGAAAGUGAAUGAGAUAGAGUCAUAUUGGGAGUCUCACAUGGAGAGGAUUCGUCAAGCCUCACCCAAGGACAAGGGUAGCAAGGCUGAGGUGAAACAUCUCCAGGAGGAGUUAAUGGCACUGAAAAUCAAAGAAGCAAAAUCUGUAGCAGAUCUGAAGGAUGCUAAACAAAAGUUGAUGGAACUAGAAACACAGAAUCAGAUUUGCACCAAUCAAAUCCGAAGAAUGGUAGAGGACAACAAAGAAUUGAAGAAACAGCUUGAAGAAGCCUUGGAGAGAGAGAGGGACCUUAAGUCCAACAUCAAAGAUCUCACAAGAAAACUGGACGACACAGAGAGCCAAAGGAAGGAAGAGGCCAUGAUGUCCAGGAUUAAAGAGGCAGAGAAUGUCCAACAGCUAGAGGAGCUGAGGCACAAAAUAGCAGAAAUAGAUAUUCAGAAAGAGGAAUUGUUAGCUGCUGGUCAGCUUCAUGACAAGGGAGAGAAUCAAGAAUUGGAAAAUAAACUUGCUGAUUUACAAGAUGAGGUCCUACAGCUGCAGCUUUCUUUUUCCUCCAACCACACUGGCAACAGAUCAUCAAUCAUGACGGACAGUUUCCUGGGAAAUAACUCAGACGAAGAGGUUGAUGCAGAGAUAAAAGAUUCUGAAAAUCUUGACCAGACACUCUCAGACAUUAUAGAGGGUAGGAGUAAAUCUUGCUCCAGCAGCUCUGUUGGUGAUACAGACGAGAGCAGCACAUCUGUUUUGGGGGUUGGACAUUUCUUAUCUCCUUCUCGGAACAACGAUUUAAGACAAAGGGGCCUGCCAACUGAUAUUUCCUCUGCACACACCGUAGAGGACACAAUUCACUCUAGUCCAGAUCAUGCCAACAGCAUGGUCAUCAAUCAUCACGUCACCUCUGCUGCUGAUGCAGGGGGAGAUCAUUCAAUCUCAGGGGAGAAAAAUGUGAAAGAAAAAGCACAAAGAAGGAGCACCCAGUCCCUACGUGACUUAUCAGAUGCUUGACAUAAAUUUUGAUUUUACUUAGACCUUCUGCACUGUGCAUGUCCUCCUGUCCUAAGGCUUACCUAGACUGCCAGCCAACUACCUUACCUAUGCAUGUGAACUGAUGUCUACAAGUGUUUGAGCAUGAAGUCUUAAGUUGACCUGUGCAUAGUUCUCUUUUAUUUAUAUACAUUUUUUUUUCUCUAAAUUAUCACUGAAUUCUCCAUGCAUGCUUGUACAAAGAAUGAAAAUCUAUAUUUAUACACCAUUGGCCAUUAAGUCUUUCUGUCUUGAUAUUCAGUAAUAUUUGUGUAUAUUUGAAUUAGAACACUCAGCAUGUAUAAAUCCCAAUUAAAUGUGUGUAUAAAAGAUUAACAAUUACAUUUAUGUUUCCUGGAAAUAUUGACCCUUUUUUUUCCCCUCUAGAACUAUAGAAGCCUACCUCAUUGUUUUAAGGAAAUCAAUAGCAUGGCAGACCCUCUAAAGUGAAAUAGGUUAAAAAGUAACUUGGUCUAUUUUAAAUAACACUUGAAAAUGAUUCAUCUAUAUAAUAUUUAGUGGUAUUUGUUAAUCAAAUAGUUUUAAACUAGAAUAAAAUUGUACUGCUACAUAAUCCUGGUUAUUUUUUCAUGAUGGUGUCUCCCUACAGUUUUGAGGUCACCCUUCCUAAUGGGUAUAUGGUAUAUAAAAAGAGCAUCCUUUUGUUUAACUGAGCCAUAGAUUCAUAUUUCUUUUUCACGAAUGUUAUAAAUAGUAAAAAACAAAACCUAUCCUCACACAAUAAACAUUUUUGUCUGAUGGUUUUAUCUAAAAUACCAUGUUAAAUGUUGUCAGUGGGUAAAAUCUCUCUAAAUGUUUUGUUCAUUAAAAUCUAAAAAAUGAAUUCUAUCUCUAGGCUACUUGUUUUGAUGCAAAGGGUCAAGUUAGACCACGAAAUGUGGCUUGCCAUGGCACAAGGGGUUCAGUUUUUUAUUCCACAAGUCUUAUCAGCAUGACACUGUGUGACUGAUUGCUAAAGUGUACACUUGGUUUUUUAUCUGGUUAAAGCAUGUUUUGUAUGUGUGUGUGUUUUUGGUAUUAAGUAGAUUAUUGAUUGAUGUUAUUUCCUUUGAUAUUUUGUUUUAAUUUGUUGAAACACAAAAAAAAAAGUGUGUUAGAAACUAAAUGAAUCAUUGUGUGUUGUUAAGUCAAACCUCAGAACUAGAAUGCUAGUUUUUUAUUUCCCAAACUAGUUGAUCAUCCAUUUCAGAAGUACAUCUUUUAAGAAAACUCAACAUGACCCACUAAAAAGUAAUUCUGAUUUCAGCCCAUAUAAAGUGAAGCAAAACUUUGACAAAAUCCAAAUGUAAAGUAUGGUAAAUUUGCGCAUAUAAGCCGCGGUUUAAAAAUAUUUUUUUUACAAACGAAUGUGUGGGAUUUACACAAUUAAAAAAUUGAUUUUACUCAUAAUCAUAGCAGAAUUGAAAACUAUGGACAUACCGGUGGAUCUUUCUACCUCCUAUAGAUGGCUGUGUGGUUGUGAAAUAUACAUUGGAACACUUUAGGAACAUCUCAUUCUAAACCUCAAGAAAACAAAUAAGACUGAGGAUAAUACUUUAUGUACUGAUUGUUUAUGGCAAGUCACGCUUUGCACAUGCAGGGUAUAUAAGGGUGCCGUUUUUUUAUUUUUUACCUUUUUUGUGUGUGGGUUAUACGCAUAUGCAGGUUAUAUGCAGGAAAAUAUGGUAUGUGUAUCCAAAUAUAUGUUAUGGGGCUGAAAUCACUGGGUUUAAAGUUGUUUAUUAGAGCAAUCUUUUGUUUUGAAACAACUAUCUCCAUACAAGUUUAUUUCUCUGUCCCCCAUCUUUAUUUAUAUAGUUAUCUCUGUACAACAGAACUUAUGGCAUUAUCUCUUUCUUGUGAUCUCAGACCUAGUGUUUAUCCAUUGGGCUGUCACCAAAAUGUAAUUUAACAAUGAUAGAUUGAUUGUAAGUAACUUUCAUUCAAUUUUAAACUUAAUAAUAUAAUAAUGAUUAAUUUCCCCAAAUAUUGCCAUGUAGUCUCUCCCUCUAAUUCUGAUGUACCCAUAAUCAAUACUUAAAAUAUUAUACUGCUCUUCUAAAACUUGAAUGUGUAGCAAGGACUAGAUCCUAGUAUAUUCUAUUAAAUUUUAAUUUCACAAAAUCAAGCCUAUAAUUUCAUUAUCAUUAGUGUGAAUCUUAGAGAAGACAUUGAGACACUUUUGGUAGUGGUGGUGGCAGCUGUCUUAGUGUUCCGACUGUUUUGAUCUCUGCUACUUAACACAACAACUGUGGUAAUAAAACUUGUAUAUAUACAAACUCGUUUUUACAAUAGUCCAUUUGGAACGGUAAAGAUAACAUAUUGCCAGUAUGUAUAUAGCUGUGUAUAAAGAAUUAUUUGUCUGGAUUCAGUUUUGUUUGUCACAGUCUUUCACAGUUUUUAAUCACAUUUAUUGUGUGUGUGAUAUAUGUCUGUGGUGAAAGCUGCUAUGAUAUGGUCAUACCAAACUCAGUCAUUUCUCAAUCAUAAAUGAGCUAUGCAUAUAUUGUAGUCUGGCAUCUUUUAUGUCUCCAGUGUGUGACAUUUAAAGUCUUUUUACUGUUGUGCUAAUCCCAUGGGAAGAUGUUAUCAUAUUCAGUGUGUGUGUGCACAAGGUGAGCGAUUUUGUGUUUGUCUUGUUACCAUGGAAUGUGUGUUUAUUUUGAUAAUAGUGUCUUAGUAUCCCACCAACUCUUUGACUUGUUCACACAAAUAAAAAAAACUUUCAAUUUA